UGUCAGUUUCAAAGCUGGGCAGGUUUUGACACCUGACAGCUUUGAAAAUGGUUUAAAGCUGCAAUUUUCAAAAAUAGUACAUUUCGGUCUAGCCUUUAAAAGUAAUUCCUAUACUUGUGGACCUAAAUUUGUAGUUUCAUAGUUCUAUUAACAAGUUUCCUACGAUGCCAGUCCUGGAAUUGGCCAUUGUCUGGGCCAACCUUUACCAUGGUCUAAGACGUCGAUUCAUCACCGAGAGUCGCACUGUGGCCACCCAGUUGACAACUCCAAAUCCGCAAAAGAAGUCGCGGAAUCGCCGCAGACAGAUGUGCAUUGGAAGAGGCCUUCGCACUUCACAUCGGCUGCGGGAAAUUCAUUUGAACGCGACCGUGGAAAGCGUCAAAUCGGAACUUGAGAACUUUUCUACUAGGGAAAACUUUUCAGUCUCUCUGACCUCCUGUCAAGAGGUUCCUUGCCUGCAGGUGAUGCCUACAAUGUCACCUGCUUUUCUUAAGCGACAGCAAUUGCAAAAGCGCCUCCAGGAACGAUCCCUGAUACUCAAUGCCAUAAAUGUGCUCCAGGUGAAGUGGAGUCACUGGUGGCACAUUUGCUGGCCCUCUCUAGUGGCCGCCAGUGUGCAGGCAAGCUUUGGAUCUCCAAAACUUUGUCACUCACUGAUGGGGUUGUACGAGGAGGGGGAUCACGAACCAACAAUCCUGGCGAUUGCUUGCUUCUUGGCCCAACAUUUUAAGAAGCUUUGCAAGCACUCUAAUACUGCACUUUGCAAUGCUGGUCCCGGACCCUAUUAUAGAACCACCUCGGCAGCCAUGGAAUUGAUUGACAUCCGUGAAUUCCUUCAGCAACUAAACGAAGCACUGGUCAACUAUCUUCUCAGGCUUUCCGAAAGCCAGAGAUCCUUUUAUGAGUGAAUAGACAAAUAGCCUAGAAGUUAUUAAUAAAUUGAUGUAAUAAACUAGAUAGGGCAGCCCUUAACCAUUAUAGAAAGUA
Drosophila serrata is the source of this 987-nucleotide messenger RNA. RefSeq lists its product as uncharacterized. Lineage: Eukaryota; Metazoa; Arthropoda; Insecta; Diptera; Drosophilidae. The record is from RefSeq and is a predicted model, not a curated record.